GUGCGUCACAGCCAGAGACAGAGCGAGAGAGAGAGAGAGAGAGAGAAAGAGAGAGAGAGAGAGAGAGAAAGUCGGACACCGUACGUUCGGAGGAAGCAUCCGGUCUGAGAAUUUUGACGAGAGAGGCCAGAUUCGAGAAUUUGAGUCAACACAUUCACACGAACACCAUCAGCGAGUGAAAUGUUCCCUCAGGGAGGUCUGUGUGAACUGAUACUGCUGUGUUUACCUGCACUGCAACAUGUCUCCCUCUCCGCGCCCGUCACGGAGAACAGCAACAUCUACACCACCCAGGGUGAUAAGGUGACCCUGCCCUGCCUGAUGGACUGUCCUCCGGGGACGCCGGUCACCAAGGUCACAGGCAAGUGGGAGUGGCAGGACAGGGAACAUGACAGCAGAGUCCAGACCAUCGUUCAGUACCUGGGCUCGGUUCCCCAGAGGGGAGCAAUCAGCCUGGCCACCAGGAGCAACGUUCACAGCAGCUACUCAUCGGGUAACUUCGGCUUGAACAUCGCUAGCGUCCAGGCAGAGGACGGUGGGAUCUUCAAAUGUGACUUUCGUUUCAAGACGUACACAGCCCAAGCGACAGUGCAACUGUAUGUGGUCCAAGUGACCUCCAACUCUUCAAACCCACUGCUCCAAGGUGAGGGGGUCUCUCUCAGAUGUCACACGCCUGCUGGACAAGUGAGCUGGACUGGCCCCCAUGGGGUCCGGAGGACUGAGAACCCGCUGCUCUUAGAGCGGGUGUCUCUCCAAGAGGGAGGCAAGUGGACCUGCAGUGUGGAGUUCACCUCCGGGGAGAGCUUACUCGUCUCUUACCAACUGGUGGUGAUUGGUUUUACUGAAUCUCCGGAUGAGACCAUCUACCUCCCGGCCGGGUCCAGCGCGCUGCUGCCCUGCAGCCUGAACCUCCUCCCCAGCUGGGACUCGGUGGGAGGGGGCUGGUUCCGUGCUGGGGCCGAGCUGCUGGUCCUGAAAGCCAGCGCCAGCGGCUGGGAGUGGCGGCCAGUCCAGGAGUCCCAUCUCCAGGCGGGAUCGGGCCGGAGCAACCGCAGGGACCUGUCAGUCAGUCUCCGCAGCGCCACGAUGAGCGCCGGGGACGAGUACCAGUGCCAACUGCGGCUACACCACAGGAGCAUGUCCCGCAGAGUGAGGGUCACCGUGAUCCAAGUGAAUGCCAGUGAGCCUGGAAGUGUCAAAGUUGGAGCCAAUGUCUCCCUUGAGUGCCGGCUUACCCAUUCCUCCCAAUUAACUCACCUUCGCUGGAGGCAGAACAGAUCCAGCAGCUCCGGCACAGUCAGCAGGCGAGGAAGGACAUCGCACACCAUCCAUCUGGUGGGCGUGAGCAGGCGUGAAGCGGGAGAGUGGAUCUGUGAGAUCCUAGAAAAUGACAGAGCUGUGGGAAAGGCAACAUAUACUCUCAACGUCACAG
Carcharodon carcharias (great white shark) is the source of this 1429-nucleotide messenger RNA. It is a transcript of the gene cd4-2.2, whose product is annotated as CD4-2 molecule, tandem duplicate 2. The annotation marks the transcript as partial. Gene Ontology annotation, cellular component: membrane raft; external side of plasma membrane. Lineage: Eukaryota; Metazoa; Chordata; Chondrichthyes; Lamniformes; Lamnidae. Gene Ontology annotation, biological process: T cell activation; interleukin-15-mediated signaling pathway; positive regulation of ERK1 and ERK2 cascade. The transcript has 6 exons. Gene Ontology annotation, molecular function: MHC class II protein binding; protein tyrosine kinase binding. The record is from RefSeq and is a predicted model, not a curated record.